AUGCCAAAACUGGAAUUAAUGGAUUCAAGACUUCAAUAUUUAUAUGACUGCCCUUCAGUGGGUAUGUGUGUGUGUUUCGAGGGCCGGGACGCCAUAUAUAUUCUCAUGGUAGUCUCUCCGAUGGUUACCCAUUUCUUUUCCCACCGGCGGACCUCGUCCACGACUUGCAUGACCCUCUUAAUGUCAUCUUUAGCUCUGCUCCUGGUAUCCGCACGCACUGACCGAGACAUCAUAAUACAAACGACCGUCGGUGCUGCUGCGGGUAAUGGAGGCUUCCGACCUUAA
Macrosiphum euphorbiae (potato aphid) is the source of this 285-nucleotide messenger RNA. NCBI's taxonomy places the organism in Eukaryota, Metazoa, Arthropoda, Insecta, Hemiptera, Aphididae. The record is from the annotation of a GenBank genome assembly.